This is a messenger RNA of Staurois parvus, 405 nucleotides long. NCBI's taxonomy places the organism in Eukaryota, Metazoa, Chordata, Amphibia, Anura, Ranidae. The record is from the annotation of a GenBank genome assembly.
CAAUUUUCACAUUUUAGAAUGGGGUGCCCUUUUAAAGUUAUGGACAGUCUUGAGGCACCCUAUUUUAGAACGGGGUGCCUCAAGACUGUCCAUAAUUUUAAAGGGUGCCUCAGGACUGUCCAUAAUUUUAAAGGAAUGGGGUUCCCUUUUAAAGUUAUGGACAGUCUUGAGGCACCCUAUUUUAGAACGGGGUGCCUCAAGACUGUCCAUAAUUUUAAAGGGUGCCUCAGGACUGUCCAUAAUUUUAAAGGAAUGGGGUUCCCUUUUAAAAUUAUGGACAGUCUUGAGGCACCCCAUUUUAGAAUGCUGUGCCUCAAGACUGUCCAUAAUUUUAAAAGGUGCCUCAGGACUGUCCAUACUUUUAAAAGGUGCCUCAGGACUGUCCAUAAUUUUAAAGGGUGCCUU